Seminavis robusta is the source of this 1458-nucleotide messenger RNA. The record is from the annotation of a GenBank genome assembly. Lineage: Eukaryota; Bacillariophyta; Bacillariophyceae; Naviculales; Naviculaceae.
AUGGAAUUGUCUGACAAACUGACUACUGUUUCUACACAGAGGGAGUACACUGUGGAGGAAAUCGAAGAAUAUCCUCCUUCUCCCAUCGACCUUCCUCUGACACAAGUUCUCGAAGAUCGCGAUUUGCGGAAAGAUUCGGAUAGUGUUGACAGCGACGAUGACUGCAUGCACGGUGAAGCUGUAUUGAACUGUUUUUUUCAUGUCGCACAUGCAUUUGCCACCAAGCGCAGUUAUGUGGCGAAAAUGAAUGACAAAACGUUCUCGGCACCGAAGGGAACUGCUUACAGACAUGUGUGCAGAAUUGCUAGCACCAAGACAGUUGAACAGCGUCGUGUUGUGACAUCAUUGUACCUGCAAGACUGGAGAGAAAAUCGUGGAGAGAAGAAUGCUGCAGAUCAUCUCGAACGUGAAUACUGCUGCUAUCCUAAGUACAACUGGAAUUAUGCAUGCAGUGGUGAGGUUGGUGUUUACCCCUCGAACUGUCCAAACGAAAGCUUCAAUCGACAUGGCAUUAAGAGCAUAGCUGCUGACUGCUCGAAGAAUGCGUCGUUAGCAGCAUUCCUGGUACACACAGCCCCGCGACUGCUUCAGGAAGAUGCUAAUACGAGGAGCGAUCCAUGCACUAUCGAAAUUCCACGAACAUCAUCCAUCUUUGCUGUAGCGGCGACUGGAUUCUUAAAAGAGGGUACCGAUGUUGUCCAGCUUGGAGUCGACGAAUAUGGCAAGCCAUCCAGCUGGUUGUGCAACUUAGGACACAAGGUUGGUGUCCCUAUUGAUACACGACGAAUACGCAUGGUAAAUGCAGCAAUUGAUGGUGAUCCGCGUCCCUUCCAAGCAGAGCUUGCUCAAAUUGGACUCGAUUUACCUGACUCGAUAGCCGAUGCUAUGGUCCGAAUGACUGACACAGUUUGUCAUUUGCAAUGGAAGCAAGGGAAUAUUGUGGGAGAUUGCCAAAACUGUGUGAAACACUUGGGAUACAGUUGCCCAGGUGCCAUCUUUCUUCGUAGCAAGCACAACCUGCUCAAUUGUCCCUUGUCAAACUUACGAAAGACAAGUGCCAAUGCCAGAGGAGACGUUGCCAAGGCUUGUGCUAGAGGAAACACCAAGAAAAUGUACCAGAGCGGCCUACCCAAAACCUCUAAGCGACGCUGUCUUUCGAAAAUGCUAGAGUCAUUCGAUGCAUAUCUGGCAACUCUCAACCAUCAGCAGCUUUCGAAGUUAGUUCUGUACUAUCGUCUGUUUCCAAGACAUGUUCCCAGUAUUGAUCCAGUGAAGGGAUGGACCACACAGAAUCUUCUCGACACUCUUCUUUCGUUUCAUGACAACCCAACUGGACAUCGUGCAAUGCUAUUGGCCAGACCUCGCGAGCAACCGACAUCUUAUUCUGUGGUAAAGACUAUUGCCGAGAAGAUUCAACAAACCACGGCUUCCCUUCCACAAAAGGAGAACAAUUGUUAA